Messenger RNA from Candidula unifasciata, 771 nucleotides. NCBI's taxonomy places the organism in Eukaryota, Metazoa, Mollusca, Gastropoda, Stylommatophora, Geomitridae. The record is from the annotation of a GenBank genome assembly.
AUGACGACUUCUCCCCAGAAAUUGGUCCUGCUUGCCUGUGGAUCAUACAAUCCGGUCACUAAUAUGCACUUGAGAAUGUUCGAGAUUGCUCGUGAUGCUUUAAAUAAAACAGGGAGAUACCAGGUUGUAUCUGGAAUAAUGUCACCUGUCAGUGACGGCUAUGAAAAAAAGGAUCUUGUACCCGCUACACACAGAUGUGAGAUGUUAAAAGCAGCUUUAAAAUCAUCAGACUGGCUUAUGAUGGAUACAUGGGAAUGCAAUCAAAGUUCGUGGACUCCAACAGCCAAAGUGCUGCGUCAUCAUAAACAACAAAUAGAAUCACGGCAUAACUCUCCUUCUGUCAAGCCUUCAGAGUCAAAACGGCGAAAGAAACACAGCUCAGUAUGUGACUUACGAGAGAAUCUAGUAAAAUACGUAGAUGGAGAUGAGACUCAUGUGCCAAGUGUCAAGCUGUUGUGUGGAGGAGAUCUGCUCGAAUCAUUUGCUGUCCCGGGUUUAUGGAAAGAGGAAGAUAUAGAGUACAUAGUCGGGAAACAUGGUCUAGUGGUAAUAACCAGAUAUGGUUCGGAUCCACUCAAGUUUAUUUAUGAGUCAGACAUUUUAACCAAACAUAAAGAAAACAUAUUUAUAGUAACUGAGUGGAUUUACAAUGAUAUCAGCUCUACAAAAAUUAGGAGGGCUUUACGGCGAGGUGAAAGUGUGAAAUACUUAGUCCAGGACUCAGUUGUGUCUUACAUCCGAGAUCACCAACUGUAUGGAGCCACAAAGUGA